AUAUAUACCUUGUAAGAUAUGCUUUAAAAACAAAUUCUUAACAACAACAACUACCCCCAACAACAACUUUCAUUCACUGCUUUAAAUUCCCACAGAUUUUUGUUUCAGAGAAACAUAGAAAAUAUCAAACAAAACAAUGUCGACUUCACCAGAAGAACAAUUCCCACAGAAGGCAUUCGGAUGGGCAGCUAAUGAUACUUCCGGUCAACUUUCUCCUUUUAAAUUCUCCAGAAGGGCAACUGGAGAAGAAGAUGUGACUUUUAAGGUGUUGUACUGUGGCAUAUGUCACUCUGACCUCCACAGCAUUAAGAAUGAAUGGGGCAAUGCAGUCUACCCUAUGGUCCCAGGACAUGAAAUUGUUGGUAUAGUGACAGAGGUAGGUAACAAGGUAACAAAGUACAAGGUUGGUGACAAAGUUGGUGUUGGGUGCAUGGUUGGGGCAUGCCAUUCAUGUGAUAACUGCAAAAGUGACCUUGAGAAUUACUGUCCUAGAGUGAUUUUUACUUAUGGUUUUAAAGAUGUUGAUGGAUCUGUAACUAAAGGAGGUUAUUCGGAUGUCAUGGUCGCCAAUGAGAGAUAUGUGGUCCGGAUCCCUGAAAACCUCCCGCUUGAUGCUGCUGCGCCACUACUUUGUGCUGGUAUUACUGUAUACAGUCCAAUGAAAUACUAUGGACUUUGUGAACCUGGUAUGCACAUUGGUGUAGUUGGCCUCGGUGGUCUUGGUCAUGUAGCUGUCAAGUUCGGAAAGGCCUUUGGCAUGAAAGUUACUGUUAUCAGCACCUCACCAGCCAAAGAGAAGGAAGCAAUCGAGCAUCUCGGAGCAGAUUCUUUUCUGGUCAGUCGUAACCCUGAACAGAUGAAGGCUGCCAUGGGAUCAAUGGAUGGUAUCAUCGACACAGUAUCUGCUAAUCAUCCACUCCUACCAUUGCUCGGACUGCUGAAAACUCAAGGGAAGUUAUGUAUGGUGGGUUUACCAGAGAAGCCACUGGAGCUUCCAGCUUUUCCAUUGCUUGGAGGGAGGAAAAUGGUAGCAGGGAGUAUGAUUGGAGGAAUGAAAGAGACUCAAGAGAUGAUUGAUUUUGCUGGGAAACACAAUAUCACAGCGGAUAUCGAAGUUGUUCCAAUGGACUAUGUCAACACUGCAAUGGAACGUCUUGCUAAGGCUGAUGUUAGAUACCGUUUCGUCCUUGACAUUGCCAACACCUUACCCAAAACUGCCUAGUGCACUCGGUCAUCUUGCCGAAUCACAAGUUUAACAUCUGCUUCAAUCUUCAUAUUUCAUAUUUUAAUGUAAUUCUUGAUGUUUUCAUUAGCAUCGUUAUAGAUGAGAGUACUGUUUGAGGAUUGAUGGCUUUCUUAUUCAAACAUAUUAUACAUUUGAUCUUCAAGUUAUAUCUCCUUACUCAUA
Messenger RNA from Papaver somniferum (opium poppy), 1408 nucleotides. RefSeq names its product probable mannitol dehydrogenase. The record is from RefSeq and is a predicted model, not a curated record. Lineage: Eukaryota; Viridiplantae; Streptophyta; Magnoliopsida; Ranunculales; Papaveraceae. Gene Ontology annotation, biological process: lignin biosynthetic process. The transcript has 4 exons. Bases 137 to 1222 code for a protein of 361 amino acids. Gene Ontology annotation, molecular function: zinc ion binding; cinnamyl-alcohol dehydrogenase activity.